Eimeria mitis is the source of this 450-nucleotide messenger RNA. RefSeq lists its product as uncharacterized. The record is from RefSeq and is a predicted model, not a curated record. The transcript has 3 exons. Bases 1 to 450 code for a protein of 149 amino acids. NCBI's taxonomy places the organism in Eukaryota, Apicomplexa, Conoidasida, Eucoccidiorida, Eimeriidae.
AUGGAUGCAUGUGCCGUGGGCACGGAAGCAGCAGUGGAAGAUCUCCCAACGGGCCUCUCCUCCUCUAGCACGGGGGAGCUGGUUGAGUUGUUGGCUUCCUUUGCCAGCGAGCAGCAGCAGCAGCAGCAGCAACCGCAGCAGCAGCUGCAGCAGAAGCAGCAACAGCAGUGGAAGAGUCCGAUUCAGCGGCUCUACGACACAGCAGCAAUGCUGCAUCAACUGCAGCGCGAGCGCGCCAUGAAGGAAGCCCGUCCGUCGUGGCUGCACGUUGCAGUGCUGCCUUUCCUCUGCAGCAGCAGUUGCUGCCGCCGCAGCAGCAGCAGCAGCUGUAGCAGCAGCACCAACGUCGAGAGGAAGCCUUUGCUUCUUGAUACGGCGCUCUCCCAGCAUUCCGUGCUGCAGCAGCAAACGCAGCAGCAGCAACAGCAACACGAACAAGAGCCGAAGUAG